AUGGAGGCAAUGCCAGUUGCUAUGAAGCUUGUUUAUUGUCUCUGCCUGUUAUUAGUUCCGGCUUCCUGUGAGUACAUUGUGGACUGGCUGCGGUGCUUAUUGAUGGGCUUGGAAGAUGAGGUGAAGGCGAGUUUUUGGGAAGAUUUGGACGAGGUGGUGAGAAGUGUGCCUAGCGCGGAGAAGAUCGUUAUAGCAGGGGACUUCAAUGGGCACAUUGCGGUCCUAUCUGGAGGCUAUGACGAUGUGCAUGGUGGUUUUGGCUUCGGUGUUAGAAAUGGCAAGGGAACGGCCCUGUUGGAUUUUGCGAGGGCCUUUGAGCUGGUGGUUGUGAACUCGAGUUUCCCGAAGAAGGAGCAUCACCUGAUUACCUUCUGA
This is a messenger RNA of Capsicum annuum, 375 nucleotides long. Its product is annotated as craniofacial development protein 2-like. NCBI's taxonomy places the organism in Eukaryota, Viridiplantae, Streptophyta, Magnoliopsida, Solanales, Solanaceae. Gene Ontology annotation, biological process: chromatin remodeling. The transcript has 3 exons. The coding region runs from base 1 to 375 and encodes 124 amino acids. The record is from RefSeq and is a predicted model, not a curated record. Gene Ontology annotation, cellular component: nucleus.